AUGGAGGAUGCCUAUUCCAGAUCUGUCUCUGAGGUUUUGGAGUUCUUCGCCGUGGACCCAAGUAAAGGCCUGACUGAUUUCCAGGUGGCAGAACAUGCUAGAUUAUAUGGAAAAAACGUGCUGCCUCAAGAAGAAAGCACUCCUUUUUGGAAACUGGUGCUGAAGCAAUUCGAUGAUUUGCUUGUCAAGAUUUUAAUUGCAGCUGCCAUAGUCUCCUUCUUUUUGGCAUUGGCUAAUGGAGAGACAGGCUUAUCAGCAUUCUUGGAGCCUUCGGUUAUCCUUAUGAUAUUGGCUGCUAAUGCAGCUGUAGGAGUAAUCACAGAAACGAAUGCUGAAAAGGCCCUUGAGGAAUUACGUGCAUACCAAGCUGAUGUUGCUACCGUCCUGCGAAAUGGUUGCUUCUCAAUAUUACCUGCGACAGACCUUGUCCCUGGGGAUAUUGUUGAGGUCAGCGUGGGAUGCAAAAUUCCGGCAGAUAUGAGAAUGAUAGAAAUGUUAAGUGACCAUUUACGCGUUGAUCAAGCAAUACUUACAGGCGAGAGCUGUUCAGUCGAAAAAGAGCUGGACAUCACCAAUGUAACAAAUGCAGUAUAUCAAGACAAGACAAACAUUCUUUUCUCGGGAACAGUUGUUGUUGCUGGAAGGGCAAGAGCUGUUGUUGUUGGAGUUGGCUCUAACACUGCAAUGGGAAGCAUACGAGAUUCUAUGUUGAAAACUGAAGAUGAAGUGACACCACUGAAGAAGAAGUUGGAUGAAUUUGGUACUUUUUUGGCUAAGGUUAUUGCGGGAAUAUGUGUGUUGGUUUGGGUCGUGAACAUUGGUCAUUUUCGGGAUCCUGCUCAUGGUGGCUUCUUGCAAGGCGCAAUACAUUACUUCAAGAUUGCUGUGGCUCUUGCCGUUGCAGCCAUUCCUGAAGGGCUUCCUGCUGUUGUUACAACGUGUCUGGCUCUUGGAACAAAACGAAUGGCUCGUUUAAAUGCUAUAGUAAGGUCCUUGCCAUCAGUAGAGACCUUAGGUUGCACGACAGUGAUUUGCAGUGACAAAACUGGUACUCUGACUACCAAUAUGAUGUCUGUUUCAAAGAUAUGUGUACUUCAUUCUGAAAAUCAUGGUCCCCUGGCUGCUGAAUACAAUGUCAGUGGCACAACAUAUGCACCAGAAGGUUUUAUCUUUGACAGCAUGGGGGUUCAGCUUGAAAUUCCUGCACAAUUUCAUUGUCUUCUUCAUAUAGCAAUGUGCUCAGCCCUCUGCAAUGAGUCUGUUAUUCAGUACAACCCAGAAAAAAGGAUUUAUGAAAAGAUUGGCGAGUCUACUGAAGUAGCGCUUCGGGUAUUAGCUGAAAAGAUUGGUCUUCCUGGUUUUGAUUCUAUGCCUUCGGCUCUUAAUAUGCUAAGCAAGCAUGAAAGGGCGUCCUACUGUAACCGUUAUUGGGAAGACCAAUUCAAAAAGGUCUCACUGUUGGAGUUUUCUCGUGAUCGCAAAAUGAUGAGUGUCCUUUGUAACCGGAAGCAGAUAGAUAUUAUGUUCUCAAAAGGUGCUCCCGAGAGUAUUCUUCCUAGAUGCACGAGUGUUCUAUGCAAUGAUGAUGGUUUGACCGUUCCACUUACGCCAAAUAUUAGAGCUGCAUUGGAAUCAAAAUUCCACAGUUUUGCAGGGAAAGAAACUUUAAGAUGCCUGGCACUAGCAUUGAAAAGGAUGCCCACAGGACGACAGGCUCUUUCCCUUGACGAUGAGAAUGACCUUACAUUUAUUGGGUUGGUUGGAAUGCUUGAUCCCCCAAGGGAGGAAGUGAGAAAUGCCAUUAUUUCUUGCAUGACAGCCGGUAUACGCGUUAUAGUUGUUACUGGAGACAACAAGAUCACUGCUGAAUCAUUGUGCCGAAAAAUUGGUGCCUUUGAUCACUUGGAUGACUUUGUGGGACUUUCUUACACUGCUUCUGAGUUUGAAGAACUUUCAGCAAUGCAGAAGACACUGGCAUUGCAACGAAUGACACUUUUCACCAGGGUUGAGCCAUCACACAAAAGGAUCCUUGUUGAAGCACUACAGCACCAAAGUGAAGUGGUUGCAAUGACUGGAGAUGGAGUUAAUGACGCACCUGCAUUGAAGAAGGCAGACAUUGGAAUUGCCAUGGGUACAGGAACUGCAGUUGCAAAGAGUGCUGCAGAUAUGGUUUUGGCAGACGACAAUUUUGCCACAAUCGUUGCAGCUGUUGCAGAGGGAAGGGCUAUAUACAAUAAUACAAAGCAGUUCAUCAGAUACAUGAUCUCUUCAAAUAUUGGUGAAGUAGUUUGCAUUUUUGUGGCCGCACUACUUGGUAUCCCAGACACUCUUGUGCCUGUCCAGUUGCUUUGGGUAAAUUUGGUCACUGAUGGUUUGCCUGCCACUGCUAUUGGAUUUAAUAAACAAGACUCUGAUGUCAUGAAGGCUAAACCUCGCAAGGUUAAUGAAGCAGUUGUCAGUGGUUGGCUGUUCUUUCGUUAUUUAGUUAUUGGAGUUUAUGUUGGGAUUGCUACUGUUGCGGGAUUCGUGUGGUGGUUUGUUUACUACGACAAUGGUCCUAAACUGCCUUAUGCGGAAUUGAUGAAUUUUGACAGUUGUACAACAAGGGAAACAAAUUACCCAUGCUCAGUGUUUAGUGAUCGGCAUCCAUCCACUGUUGCAAUGACGGUACUUGUUGUGGUUGAGAUGUUCAAUGCAUUAAACAACCUCAGUGAGAAUCAGUCCCUCUUUGUCAUUCCUCCUUGGAGUAAUUUAUGGCUCGUUGGUUCAAUUGUCCUGACAAUGCUCCUUCACGCGCUCAUUCUGUAUGUGCAACCAUUAUCUGUUCUUUUCUCUGUGACCCCGUUAAGUUGGACUGAAUGGACUGUUGUAUUUUAUCUUUCAUUUCCUGUAAUUAUAAUUGAUGAGAUACUGAAGUUCUUCUCGAGAAAUUCUAGUGGCAUGAGACUCAAUUACAGAUUCAGGAGAGUGGAUCUUCUACCAAAAAGAGAAGUGCGCGACAAGUAA
Molecule: messenger RNA, 3006 nt
Organism: Fraxinus pennsylvanica
Lineage: Eukaryota; Viridiplantae; Streptophyta; Magnoliopsida; Lamiales; Oleaceae
Source: the annotation of a GenBank genome assembly